GAAUCAAGGCUGCACUACAAUCUGAUACUGAAACAUGGGAAACGUUACGCGAAGCGAUCGAAGUUAUCAAGAGAGAGCUCGCCAAAGCCAGAGAACUUUUAAAGAGUGUAACACGAGAUCGAUCCUCCUUGCUUGCUACUAGUAAUCAUUGCCCCUCCCCCCCUUUGGUUUCAGCUGUUUCGAAUCAUCACUGAACUACUACGCCUUCUAUUGGACGCCGUAAGGCCGAUGGUUGUGAACGUUUUAGACACAUCGGCAUCCAUUAUCAAUGAGGGUAUCCUUACUUCAGAGGCCCGCAGUUGUUCCACUUUAUGGGACUGGAUCAAAUGGAUGGGUAAAGUUGUGCUAAAUCUAGUUAUCUACGUCGCUCCUCCAGUUACCGUGCUAUUUGUACUUAGGCCCUUGCACCACAAUGGCUACUAUUGGCUGCAGCUGUUAUCGCGAUCGCGAAAGCUUGGAGAGGUUGAGAGGCCGGCUCGAUCCCGAUUUUCGCGCAAGCGCAAGCGCUCGCCGCCGUCACUCCUGGAAUGGCUAAAAGAGGUGAAGAUAAGGCCAGACACUUUGCAUGGGAUGGACUGCGAAAAAAAGACGGGGGGACGGGGGGAGGGGUUCGGAAGGUGUCACUCACGUCGAACUCAGGAGGACGGUUUCAGGAGUACUGAUUUUGACCAUCGCGUGCGCGUUGAUCGCACACAAUGACACUGCGCAGUACUUAAUGCAAUGAUCCAUUUAUAAAGGAGAAAUCUCCUUUGCUCAUUAAAAAUCGCAAAGGGCUAGUACU
Cantharellus anzutake is the source of this 781-nucleotide messenger RNA. RefSeq lists its product as uncharacterized. The transcript is spliced from 5 exons. NCBI's taxonomy places the organism in Eukaryota, Fungi, Basidiomycota, Agaricomycetes, Cantharellales, Hydnaceae. The record is from RefSeq and is a predicted model, not a curated record. Bases 229 to 699 code for a protein of 156 amino acids.